Messenger RNA from Anoplopoma fimbria (sablefish), 1746 nucleotides. RefSeq names its product toll-like receptor 2. The transcript has 3 exons. NCBI's taxonomy places the organism in Eukaryota, Metazoa, Chordata, Actinopteri, Perciformes, Anoplopomatidae. Gene Ontology annotation, cellular component: membrane. Gene Ontology annotation, molecular function: triacyl lipopeptide binding; transmembrane signaling receptor activity; protein binding. Gene Ontology annotation, biological process: toll-like receptor signaling pathway; inflammatory response; immune response. Bases 1 to 1746 code for a protein of 581 amino acids. The record is from RefSeq and is a predicted model, not a curated record.
AUGAAAAUCCUGACAUUUCUCACAUUUGUCCUGCUGCUUGUGCAUCAAAACUUCUCACUCUCCAGAGCACAGUGUCACAGCUGUGAGCAAACAUCCUGUAACUGCUCAGGACAAAACCUGAAGACGGUCCCUGAAGCCCCUUCAAAGCUCAUCACUGAACUUGAUCUCUCAUUCAACAGACUGCAGACGAUAAUGAAAAAUGACUUUGUUGCAUUUGCCCGUUUGCAAUCUUUGAUCCUUUUUUCUCUCCAAGUUCCCCGACACAUGAAACAUUUGGAGGCCAUUGUCUUCAAAAACAUUGCUCUCCCUCAGUUUUACAACUUCCCAGCCAUCCUUCUCCUGCAAAGUCUGAUGACCAUGGUGCGAAGAUUGUCCAUGAUAAACUGCAAAUUUUUCCUCUGGCCUUGUGGGUACUUUGCUCUUUUCUCAAAGCUGGACUAUAUAGACGUCAGUGACAACUUGCUUAGUGAUCUGCUCUUCAGCGAAAUGUUGUGCGAUGGUAAUCGUGGUCUUUGGAGUCUGCAGACCAUCAACGUCAGCAGGAAUCACCUGCAGUCGAUCAACAGCCAGCUCUUCACCAAACUAGAUAAGCUUAAAAACAUCGACAUGAGUGGGAAUGUGUUUCAUAGUAUGCCUGAGACUUGUUACUGGCCGACGAGUCUCCAGUUCUUAAACCUUUCAUCAACACAUUUACCACAAGUAACCACUUGUUUACCGGCGACUUUACGAGUCCUCGAUUUAUCUGACAAUGAAUUGACCGUGUUCAACAUCGAACUACCUUUUCUCACAGAGUUAUACAUCUCUGGCAACAAGAUCUCUAGGUUGCCAGACGGGGUUUUAUACCCUCAACUCACGUUUCUCUCCAUCCAGAACAACAACUUACAGACGUUCAGCAGCAAAAGUCUGAAUCAUUAUAAUGAUUUGAAGAUGCUGGAGGCUGGUGAUAACAAGUUCGUCUGUUCAUGUGACUUUGUAGCGUUCAUGUCGAGUCAUUUGAAGAACAGUCGAGUCACAUUCGGAGAUGGUUCCAAUUCGUACGUUUGUGACUCCCCUGACGCCGUGAGAGGAAAGACUGCGGCAGAUGCGAGGUUGUCGGUGUUUGAAUGCCACACCGCUUUAGCGCUUUCUUUACUCUGCUCGGGCAUCCUGGUGGUGUUUCUGCUCGUCGCUGGUUUGUGCCACAAAUACAGCGUCCUGUGGUAUAUAAAGAUGACCUGGUACUGGCUGAGGGCCAAGAGGAAGCCAAAGUUAAAAAAGGGAGAGCUUGAGUAUGACGCCUUUGUGUCCUACAGUGAAAUGGACUCUGGUUGGGUGGACGCACAUCUGGUCCCGGAGCUGGAGCAGGCCGAGCCUCCUCUUCGGCUCUGCCUCCACAAGAGAGACUUUGUUCCCGGAGGCUGGAUCAUGGACAACAUCAUGGACGCCAUCGAGAAGAGUCACAGAACUCUGUUUGUGCUUUCUCAGCAUUUUGUCAACAGCGAAUGGUGCAAGUAUGAGCUGGACUACUCCCAUUUUAGAGUGUUCGACCAAAACGACGACACAGUGGUGCUGAUUCUGUUGGAGCCCAUCGACAAAGAGACCAUCCCCCAAAAGUUCUGCAAGCUGCGGAGAGUCAUGAACUCAAGGACGUACCUGGAGUGGCCUGAUGAGGACGACCAGAUCCCCAGGUUCUGGGACAGCUUGAGAUCGGCUAUUAAAAGACCUGAGAAUGGGAACGGUUUACAGUUCGACAAUGUGAACUUUUAA